This is a messenger RNA of Folsomia candida, 2477 nucleotides long. RefSeq names its product carbonic anhydrase 1. Lineage: Eukaryota; Metazoa; Arthropoda; Collembola; Entomobryomorpha; Isotomidae. The record is from RefSeq and is a predicted model, not a curated record. The transcript is spliced from 6 exons. Gene Ontology annotation, molecular function: carbonate dehydratase activity; zinc ion binding. Bases 1075 to 2193 code for a protein of 372 amino acids.
AGUGUCAUUGUGCUCCAGUUUCGCAUAUGCGAAAGGAUGUAUACAUCCUUUCGCAGUAGACAUUCCUCGAGAACCAUUUAUUAUUAAAUACUUAUUUAUGGUCAGUAUUUUCAUACCUCCAUUCAUUCCUGCACACAAAACGAUAAAAACGGAAAUUCUCAUCCAGGGGACAUUUAUACAUAAAUAUACCAACUUCACCUGGUUUGUAUGCAAAAUAUUUCACACAUUAGGAAUUAAUUAUCACCAUGAGCGGUCGUAUUUAGUGUGUCAAUUAUCAUCUCGAAACUCAUAAUCGACUAUAUUAUCCUUAUUUCAUCCAUUCUUGGUGAGCAAUUUAGUCCGUUCCAUAAAUGCAUGGCUAAAUUUUGAUCCUGUACCGUACCGUAAGGUGCAGCUUCUCAAAAGUGUAUUCUAGAAGGAAGGAAGCUGCAGAUGCAUCUUUUUAUAUUUAUGUUUCUAUGCAUUAGCAUAAACGGUCAGCGUCAGUGUAGUUAAUAAAUGAAGUAGUGAUAAUUAACGAUGAAUCAUUAUUAAUCCUAAGUCGCUGUGCGGUUAUCACUUCUUCGGCCCCCUUUUCAGACAUCCCCACACAUACACAACAAUGCUAGAAUAACAUCUCAAAUGGCCUACCAAAAUAUGUAAUAUGUCCAAAAGUAGAAUAUUUGGCUCUCCUAUCUGUUUUAUCUAAGUACUGCUAGUACCUCCCUGAUUCUGUUAUUACGUAUGUAUACUACCUUAAUUUUUGACUGAAACGGAGGAUAUAUUAUGUAUGCAUGGACUAUAUCAGACAGCUUCUGGGUACAUCAUUUUGUCUGCAAAUGUUUUAAUAACUGGUCCACCUGAACUACACAAUCUUACAUUUAUUUGACAGACCCAUCUCAAUCAGUUUAAAAACUACUCGUCAUUCGUCUGUGUGUGUGUGUUAUUAUUUUCUAAUCGGGCAACCUCAGGAUAGAAUAAUCCAUCAUGAGCAGAAUAGUUAUUCCAUGGAAAACGCUAUUGACCAACCCCCAGUGACUGGCACAUUACAUAGAUAACAUAAAUUUGGUUUAAUACACUUCAGAGAACAGAAUCAUGCGAAUUCCACAAUUUCAAAACAAUAUUCUCGUUGUAAAUGGCGUCAUUAUUGUUGUUUGGCUCCAGCUUUGCUCCCAAGUGGCCGCCGUCUCAAAUCCGUUGUGGAUACUAGAAACAAAGAACACGUUUUGCUACAAUCCGAAUCUGGGCUGUGGUCCAGCAAACUGGCCAGAAACAUGUCACACCGGUCGACACCAGUCCCCCAUCGACAUCCAGGCCCCCAAAGUCAGCAUUUACAAACGGUGGACUCACUUUACCUUCAACCAGCCCUACACCUCCAGUCAGUCCACUUUCUACGCCAGGAACACUGGCCACUCCUUUCAGGCGCAGUUUGAGGAGGGGGUGACCCCGUCGUCUUCCCUGACCGUGGGAGGAGCCAUGCUGAGCGAAGAUUAUCGUUUCGGCCAACUCCAUUUCCACUGGGGAUCAGAACACACGGUCAAUGGGCUCAGAUAUCCCUUGGAGCUCCACAUUGUUCACUACAACACCAUCAAGUAUCACAGCCUCAUGGACGCAAUAUCUGCUGAGAAUGAUCCCACAGCACUGGCAGUUUUCGCUAUUUUCUUCCAGGUGGGCGAGGAGAACCCAGCUCUGGAACCUUUGGUGCGAGCGGCGACGCGUUCGAUGGAGGUUCAAGAUGAGUACACCCACUACUCCACCCCAAUCAACGUCGAGCACCUGCUUCCUGAAAAGCUGAGCUUUGUGCGCUACUCUGGCUCCUUGACGACCCCACCCUGCACGGAGAACGUGGUGUGGACCGUCUUUCGGCACCCCGUCACCAUUUCUAGUCGACAGAUUAAAACGUUUCAGCGGGUUCGGAAUGACGAUGGCGAGUUGUACACAAACUACCGACCCACCCAGCCGGUGAAUGGGAGGAGGGUGGAGACCUAUGGGGUCCCAGGCUUGCGACAAUUAGCCUUCGUCACCCACAACAAGGGCGGAAUUGCGAUCUGGUGGGAUCGCCUCGUCGAUAUUCUGAGCAGUCUCCUCCAAUUCACACAACGCCAGCUCAGUUCACAGGUCGCAUUCUGGCGCCAGGCUUUGGAAAAUGCCCUCCAUAUGUUCUCAUCGUCUAGCAUCUCACUUCCCUUCACGGACCUCCACCUGCUAUUCUAGUAUCGAUUCGAGUCAGUCACAUAACAGAUCCGUCAUGAAUGUUUAAUAUGUAAAUACGUGUGCAUGAUCAUCAAUCAUAGCGUUGGACAUAAAGUACUUUGCAUGGCGCCGGUGUUUCUAGGUUCGGCCGUAACUCAACCUUGUGUGUCCAUGUGUCUGUCUACAAAUUCCACAAAUUCACACUUUUACAUAAAUUGCUUGUGCGUCACGAUUUUACUAACGUAGAAUUUAAAUAAUAAGUUACAUAAUACAUAAUAAAUAAUUGAAUACCUCUCCUGCCCUCA